CGACGAGGGAGUCAAAAUGAACCAAGCGCGUCAUGCUCUUUGUUCUCUCAUAGCCUCAAUCGACACCGGUCCGCCUUCCCAACUUGCCACCAUCCUGCAACCAUCUCAAGUUUGACAGACACGUCUUUCCAGCCGCUAGCCGCUGCUGCUCUCGCAGUCGCGAUGUGCACAUCGUUCUCUACGCUGACUCUUCACGUCUUGCUUCACCUUACCCUCUCUAAUGCACUCCAAGUAUCUUGGCCACAAGUUUUUGAGAACGAGAGAGUCAUAACGACAUGGCAGGGUGGGAGUGCUCCAUUUCGCUUUCAAGUUCGCGACUUGGAUAACAAUAUUCCCAUUGUCGAUCUUUCUGGAAUAAACGCCGCCCAGCAACCGUGGUUUGUGACUGCAUCUGCUGGGCAGACAAUUAUUUUUAUUGUGUCUGACAGUGCUGGAGACUCAUCCCAAUCUCCCAACACAACCGUACAGUUGCGCUCUCCCACCCCAACUGACAGCCAAUCCACUUCGACGCAAACCACCACCGCCACCAGCAAUUCAGGCUCAAGCCCCACGUCCCGUACUACUUCAUCCACUGCCUCCUCGUCUCCCUCGACCCUAGCAUCACUCGACAACGGGGGUACCCCGCCAGGGGGCAAUUCUAUCCGCUACAUCGCUGGCAUCCUCGGCGGUGUCUGUGCUAUUACUGCAUCUGUGUUCCUGUGGCGGUGCAUCCGUGCCUACCUGCGACGCAGAAGCUUGGAAAGGUACGCAGCCACUAGUGGCUACACAUGGUGGACACCAAAGGGGGAUCCAAAGCCCAAUAUGGUACAAGUACCAGGGCGUAUUCCACCGGCCGCGCGCGAUAUAGAAGCAGUUCCCAACCCAAACCCAUCACUUCUGAAGAGAGCUUCAGAUGAGAACCUACUUCUCAAUCGCGGGAACAUUGAUAUAACAAACCGAGGCUCACAGUCUGGCUCCCCUGAUUCACUAUCAUCCCACAAUCAUAUCGCCUUCCCAAUGAGUUGUGUGACAUCGAGCCAUGAUGGCUCUUAUGAAACCGAGAGCGUGUCUUCGAUUGACAUGGCGAGAGCGAGUUCAACAAUGCUGCCCAUUACCCCCGCGAACGACUUUGCAUCCACCUUACGAUAUCCACUUCCCACCGUGCACCGCAGCGUAUCUCGUAGCACCCUAGGGACCAAACGUUCAUUUGAUGUUUUCAGCCCCAGUUCCAGUAGUCCGAGUUUCCGGCGUGAGCACAGCGUUCGGCAGUUGUCAGUACCUUCAUCGCCGAACCCGUUCGAGGAUGCUGUCUUCCAAAUACCGAUUGCUACUGCCUCCACGCUUCGAUCUCCCUUCGGGAAUGAUGACAGGAUCAGUACUGAGUUCCCACAAGAUGCAACCUAUCUUGCAGAUGACGAAAUCAGCGCGUUCUCACUUUCACACUCUCCCACUCUAGGCUCGUCUGCUACUGGCAUUUCCUCGAACCGUGCAAAUAGAGAUUACCCGACCACCCCCACUACUUCCCACUCGUAUUAAUCUUCCUAAAGAAUGAUGUGGCUCAAUACAUCACCUUUAUCCAAAGAGCGGCGAAAGUCACAUCGUAAUUCUCAGCAACCAUUCUCAGUCGCAGAACGACAAAUUAUUCGACCUGAGCAUCAGGGAGUCUCCCUGACUGCCGAUUCUAUCGUUAAAUUCAUUGCAGUAAAUACCUUGAUCAUUCCUUCAUGCAUCCUUCGUUGCUUUUUCACUAGGCUUUUUCUUAUCUGUUUGUUACCUUCUUUCCACUCUGUAGCUAUCAGAUGAACAUUCGCCGCCCAUUUCAGUAUACAAUACAGCGCACAGAGAAUAAUAUAUACACCUGGAGUCGCC
Messenger RNA from Cantharellus anzutake, 1848 nucleotides. RefSeq lists its product as uncharacterized. The record is from RefSeq and is a predicted model, not a curated record. Lineage: Eukaryota; Fungi; Basidiomycota; Agaricomycetes; Cantharellales; Hydnaceae. The coding region runs from base 163 to 1515 and encodes 450 amino acids. The transcript has 5 exons.